AAAGGAGGCGUUCUAAAGUAUUUUCUCAUUCGUGUCUGAACUAUCGGCAACAUCGAAAUGUUGAAACAGUGGGGAAGGGAGCGGCUUACUGCGACCGCUGUCGAAUUAUUGGGGCUGGUGGAGCGAACGAUAGCGUCAGAUGAGGAGCAACUUUGUCGAGUGAGGAGAGCUGGUAACACACGUUUCAGUGGCAGUGUGUGGAAGAAGCAUUGCGGCUGCGGAUCUUGACACCGCUUUGGCCUCACGCAAGGCUACUCCCUUCACUCCCCGUUCCCAGAAGAGGAGCUAGAAGCAGCACGGUCAUACUUCCGCCACCACCUCACUUCAGCAUGAUCGGCACAAGUUCCACACAGAGCAGGGGGCCCGAGGAUUCAGAACCAGAACCGCAACAAUCUACCACCAUCAAUGGCGACCAUCAGUCCAGCCUUGAUGUUUUCUGCAAGCUAUGCCUCUGCGAGCACCCACCUGCACUCACCAGGGCACUGCACAGCUGUGCAUGCGUCUACUGUACAACUUGUCUGCAGCAGUAUGUUCAACUGACCAUCAAGGAGGGUGGGGGGGCACCCAUCACUUGCCCUGAUAUGGCCUGCAGAAACACUGGAGUGCUACUUGACUCUGAGAUAUCUGAAUUGGCCUCUGCUGAUCAGACUGAACUGUAUGAGCGUUUGAAGUUUGAGAGAGGAGUAAAGCUGGAUCCUAGUAAGACCUGGUGUCCGGCGCUUGAAUGCCAAGCCGUGUGUGACGUGCCGCCGAGCUCCGAAGGCCAGCCCUCCGCUGUGCCGUGUCCCACUUGUCACACCAUCUUCUGCUCCGGCUGCAGAGGACCCUGGCAGGCGAGCCAUACAUGCCCCGAGCGCCAGCCCAUGAUGUCACACUUUCAUGAAAACAGCGGCGACUCCGACGCUGCCAUCAAACAGUGCCCCGUGUGUGGCAUCUACAUUGAGCGGAACCAGGGCUGCGCACAAAUGCUGUGCAAGAGCUGCAAACACACCUUCUGUUGGUACUGUCUACAGAACUUGGAUAGUGACAUUUUCCUCAGGCAUUACGAUAAAGGGCCUUGCAGGAAUAAACUCGGCCACUCCAGAGCCUCGGUUAUGUGGAACCGAACGCAGGUACAGUAAUUGUCAUUCAUGUACAAAGGCUUGCCAGGUAGAAAAAUUUGGUCUCUGUGAAAAAAUGCAGGACAGAGCACUGCACCCUGGCGUAGUUUACUCAGAUGACACUAAUGUAGCUGAUGUUCCUUAAUUUUCCAAAAACACGUUAUGUGAUUUUAAGGAUUUAUUGUAAAUUCCCAUGUACUCAAUUAGCCCUUCAUCAGACAUUAAUCUGAGAUAAUCCCAAAAAUCCCAAAUUCUUGCCCUCAUUUCAUGGCGCAGAGUGGAAAAAACUAUUUAGCGACUGCGUCCUGCUGUGAUGGUGCAACUAACUGAAGAUUUACUGUGCUUUUGAGAGUUCUUACAAGUAUCAUACACAAGGCAUCCAGUCAAGCUAACUCAUUUUGCAAUGCCAUUCAACGCCCCUGGGCCAGAGAGUUUGCAAAGUUGCACAAGUACAAGAGUGCACUUCAUCUUGUGAUUAGGUUACUUUCUUGCCCAACAGGUUUUAGAAGCCGCAAAUCUAUUUGGAGCCAUCUACUGUCAUCAUGACAAUUACAUGCCUUGUAAAAGACAUUUGAUUGCUUCAUACUGUCAGAUGAGGUUUACUUUAAAUCUUGCCUUGAUUUUGUCUGAUGCAAACAGGAAUGUUUGUCUGUAGUUGCCUUUCUCUUUGUAAACUGCCCUUUUCCCAGAUUACGGUGGAUUUUCUGAUUAUUCUGUUAUUGCGGUUCUUGCAGAAAGUCUCUAUUUGGCACUACAGUUCACAUUCUCAAAACAAUCAUGAGGUGAAGUACACAAUGCUGCACAGAAUGUGUUGUCAAUGAACCCGUGUCAGAUUCACGUGUCAAAGCAAGUCAGUAUUUAUGCUUUCCAAAUAUGCAAAACACAACAGGGAACCUUGCUGUUGCACCUUUUGACAUUAUUAGAGUAUUUGAUGGACAGUAUAUUUUAGUGUCACUUUGUCAAUCUGACC
Syngnathus acus (greater pipefish) is the source of this 2070-nucleotide messenger RNA. It is a transcript of the gene rnf144b, whose product is annotated as ring finger protein 144B. Gene Ontology annotation, biological process: ubiquitin-dependent protein catabolic process; positive regulation of proteasomal ubiquitin-dependent protein catabolic process; protein polyubiquitination. Gene Ontology annotation, molecular function: zinc ion binding; ubiquitin protein ligase activity; ubiquitin conjugating enzyme binding. The record is from RefSeq and is a predicted model, not a curated record. The transcript has 8 exons. NCBI's taxonomy places the organism in Eukaryota, Metazoa, Chordata, Actinopteri, Syngnathiformes, Syngnathidae. Bases 330 to 1121 code for a protein of 263 amino acids. Gene Ontology annotation, cellular component: cytoplasm; motile cilium; mitochondrial membrane.